GUGCCUAAAUACUUGUAGCGUACGAUAUCAUUGGCAUUAGUGACGUGCUGGUCUUUCAGAAUGGCACUCUGGGGUUUCAUUUUCGCAGCCCUUGUGGCUUCUUCGGUAUUAGCCGAAGACUUGGCAACUUUUCCUGAACUCAUCCGAGAGCGUCAAGGUUCAAGAAUCGUAUCAGGAUGGGAGGCGGAGGAGGGCCAGUUCCCCUACCAGUUGUCACUACGUAUGGUCACCGCUGUAGGCGGAGUUGGUGGCUGCGGUGCUACCAUCAUCCAUUCUGAAUGGGGGCUUACUGCUGCCCACUGUACCGCUGGGCGACACACGUUCAUUAUCCGCGCUGGUGCCGUAAACAUGACACGCCCUGAGGCUGUGUUCGAGACCAGAGAAUUCUACAAUCAUCCACUCUACAAUAAUAACUUGCCCAGUGUCGUCCAGCCUCACGACAUCGGCCUGCUCAAGUUCGGAAGGUCUCUUACUUUUACCGAUAGAAUCCAGCCGGUCCGUAUUCAGGCGUCUAGGGACAAGGACCGCAACUACGACGAAGUCAGACUGGUGGCCACUGGAUGGGGAGCCUUAUGGACUGGACAGGCUGGCCCUGAGAACAUGAACUGGGUAUACCUAAGAGGAACGUCAAAUGCGUUCUGCAGACAGUCUUACGGACAGAGCUCCAUCAUUGUGAAUUCUACCCUCUGCGCUCGAUACUACAAUGUCACCAGCCAGUCUACCUGCUCGGGUGACAGUGGUGGUGGUCUGACCGUAGUGGAUGACGACGGAAAAAUUUCCCAAGUUGGUGUCGCAUCAUUUGUGAGUGGUCUAGGAUGCCACGUAGUUAUUCCUGCUGGCUUUGUUAUCCCCGGGCACUACCACGAUUGGUACACGGAAGUAACAGGCAUCGACUUCGAUUGGGAACUAGAAGAUGGAAGUGGUUCCGAUGAGGUUGAGAUUGGCUCAGACGAGAAUAGAAACAACUUAAUAGAGGUUGAGGACACUGAAGACGAAGAAAAUUAUUUUAAACUAUUUCUUCAUCGCUUCUGGUAAAUUUCUUUAAUGAACAUUAGAAAUUAAAAAGAGAAUGUCAAUAUAGAGUAUUAUUUAUUUCA
Hyposmocoma kahamanoa is the source of this 1097-nucleotide messenger RNA. RefSeq names its product collagenase-like. The coding region runs from base 61 to 1035 and encodes 324 amino acids. The record is from RefSeq and is a predicted model, not a curated record. NCBI's taxonomy places the organism in Eukaryota, Metazoa, Arthropoda, Insecta, Lepidoptera, Cosmopterigidae. Gene Ontology annotation, biological process: proteolysis. The transcript has 8 exons. Gene Ontology annotation, molecular function: serine-type endopeptidase activity.